Messenger RNA from Daldinia decipiens, 1545 nucleotides. Its product is annotated as putative nucleoside transporter. Lineage: Eukaryota; Fungi; Ascomycota; Sordariomycetes; Xylariales; Hypoxylaceae. Gene Ontology annotation, cellular component: fungal-type vacuole membrane; plasma membrane. The record is from RefSeq and is a predicted model, not a curated record. Gene Ontology annotation, biological process: transmembrane transport. The coding region runs from base 1 to 1545 and encodes 514 amino acids. The transcript is spliced from 6 exons. Gene Ontology annotation, molecular function: transmembrane transporter activity.
AUGGCUCGUAUCACGGACGAAGAGAAGAAUGUACCACAAGUUGUGGGAAUUGAGGUUGAUACUUCCAGCCAAGAGACUCCGAUAUGCGUACAGAAGACAGGCUUCCUAGCCAAACUGCGAAGCUAUGAAGAAGCACUUGAUCGCAAGCUAGGGGUUGAAUCACAUAGCAUCGAACGCAAACUGCCCGGCGAUAGGAACCCCUUUUAUGCUCGAUGGUCGGGCCAGUUGGCUAUAGUGAGCUUCUGGGUAGGCGGUUGCAUGAACCUUGGCACCUUCGCGACCGGCUUCAUAGGAUGGGAGCUAGGUUUAGACCUCCGUCAAAGCAUCUUGGUCAUCAUAUUUGGCUCUGUUGCGGGUGGCGUGAUCACAAGUUGGUGUGCAACAAUGGGACCACCGACAGGUCUUCGUCAAGUCUCCAUCUGCCGAUAUUCCCUCGGUUGGUACCCAUCCAAAGUCAUCGCGAUAUUCAAUGUUAUCCAGGAGAUCGGGUGGUGCGCCUCCGGGUCAAUCACGGGAGGACAAGCACUUUCCGCAUUUUCAGAUGGCAAGGUUGGUUCCCAACUUGGCGUCGUCAUAGUCAGUAUAAUGAGCUUGAUAUUCUCAUUCUUUGGCUUGAAAGCGGUGUAUACAUUUGAGAAGUUUGCUUGGCUUGUAUUCCUGGCUAUCUUCUUAAUUAUCCUCGCGGAAAUCGGUAGAUUUGGGGACCUCAGCGCUCCACCGUCUACUCGUGGAGCUUCGAACUCCGGAGCGGCAUUGACCUUUUUCAGCGUCAUGUACGGCUCCAGUGCAUGUUGUGCGGGCUAUGUAUCAGACUUCUAUGUCGAAUAUCCGGCGACUAUCGCAAAGACUGCGAUCUUCUUGCUAACAUUUUGUGGUCUUUUCGUUUCUAGUUGUCUGAGUGCUACAGCUGGGGCCAUUGCUGCGUCUGCCCUACACAAUAAUCAGGAAUGGAACGAUCAAUACGAGGUUGGCGUCGGGUUCUUGAUUCAGACCAUGAUAUACCCAUACGGACUAGCAAAAGCGAUCCUUUUCCUGCUGAUGUUCGCGGCCGUCGGCUUGAAUUGCGGAUCAAUGUAUAGUGCAGGCCUUUCGAUUCAGCAGACCUCUCACAAUUUGGCUGCGGUGCCGAGGUUCGUUUGGGAAAUUAUCUGUUUUGCUGCAGUCAUUGCUUUGGGUCUGGCUGGUAGCGAUCGGCUUCUGGUAUUCAUACAGAACUUCCUCAGUUUAUUGGGUUACUAUGCUACCGCUGUCUUCGUCUGCUUGGUUACCGAGCACUAUUUAUUUCGCCGCGGCUCAUUCAAAAACUAUAAUUUGGAUAACUGGAAUAAUCGUAGUGGGCUACCUGUUGGAUACGCCGGGGGUCUUGCUUUCGUAUGCGGGAUAAUUGGAGCUGUUAUAGGUAUGUCUACGACUUGGUACACCGGCGUUGCUGCAAGACUGAUCGGUAACGCUGGCGGUGACAUCGGAAACGAGCUUUGUCUCGUUUUAACUCUCGCUGUAUAUAUCCCGGCUCGGUUCGCGGAAAGGAAAUUUGCGAACAAGUGA